UCACAGAAAUUAGGUGUUUUAUGAUAUGAAUUUAAUUCUAAAAUUAGAAAUAUAAUUACAGUUGACAAUUGCCUAUAUUAUCAGGCAGAAUGUUGAACAGUUAAAGUUACCUCAGAACUUCAGUAAAUAAACAUUCAAAACAUAUAAAAACAAAUAAAGCUGUCAAUUUGUUAAGUCCAGUUGGGACUCAGAAGCACAGUAAAAGAGGUGGUUAGACCUCUAGUAGAGAGUAAAUUCUAGAUUGUAGAUCUGUUGGAUCUCUUAAGACAUGUGUUAACUUGUCAUGUCCUUCUGUCAUUUUUGGGCUUGGUAGUAAUUGGCAUUCUUUUACAACAUCAACGCCUUUUUUUGGCCAAGAACUGGUCUAACUAAGAAAUAUGUAACACUUUUUUAGCACUCGACAUCAAAGUGAAACAUUCAAAAGGCCACUUGAUCAAAGACUUGAAAGAAUGCAUUUUCUGCAUAAUUACCAACAUUAGAGGCUAAUUAGCAAUCUCACAUCUUUCCAACACAAUAAGCACUGAUGUCCGUUACUAGUCUGUCCAAUAGUUAUGGCAAGUCAAGUAUGUUUAAUUGAUAUGGUGCAUUCUAAAAUGAAACAUUUUCCAUCUUUUUAUCCACAAUACAUAGCAGGUCAUGAUGAUCCAGAGAGUGAGGAUGAGCUGUAUGAGGUCGUGGAUCUGACAGAAUAUGCCCGAAGACACCAAUGGUGGAGUAGGGUGUUUGGGAGCAAUUCAGGUCCACUUGCUGAAAAGUAUUCUGUGACCACACAGUUGGUAAUGGGUGGAGUGACUGGAUGGUGUGCUGGUUACCUUUUCCAAAGAAUUGGGAAGAUUGCUGCUACUGCUGUUGGUGGGGGGUUUCUUCUUUUGCAGAUUGCCAAUCACAGUGGCUAUGUACAGGUGAACUGGAAAAAGGUGGAGAAAGAUGUAAAUAAAGCAAAGAAGCACCUCAAGAAAAAAGCCAACAAAGCAGUUCCUGAAAUAAACACAUUAAUUGAGGAGGUAAAGGCGACAGACUUUGUAAAGAGGAACAUUGUCCUCUCCAGUGGAUUUGUUGGUGGUUUCUUCCUGGGUUUGGCCUCAUGAAGCUGCUGCAGACACAGCAGUCUGCGUUUACUGUGAAGAUGUCAUGUCUGUCCUCAUUCGUUUACCUCCUGAGACCCUCUGCGCACAUUUCAGGGGGUUGAUGUAGAUCUCUCUAAGCAUGCUACAUUGUAGUUGUAUUAAAUGUAAUACAUAUUGCAGAGGGUUGUACUGUAAGGAGUGUUAUGAUAGGGGUCCUAUCAUAACACUGUCAGACUGCUGAAUAAAUUGCUGCAUAUGUUGUCAUAUGCUUAAAUGAUACAGAUGACCACGUUCUAAAGCUGUAAAUACACACUUAGCAAAAAAGUUAUAUAGCAAGUCUGUCUUGGAGUAUUUUUAAAGAUACAAAUACGGGCCAACACAGUGAUGUUUUUAAGCCAAUGAUUUUUGGUGAGGAUAUUCCUUCCAUCAUAAUAAAAAUAUAGUUCACAAUUUAAAGGUAAAUCGGGCAAAUGAGAGUGUGAUCUAUAGCUCUACUGUGAGGUUCACACCAACAUCCAAAGCGAGUGCCAACAAACGCUAGUUCACUGAAGCAGAAACUGACUUUUGUUUUGCUGUGUGAAUCACCACAAGCCGGUGCUGCAGUAACAACAGCGUUGCUUCUGAUUUUUUCUAGCCUCAUCAUGUGAAACAUAAAUAUAGGAGAAUACUAAAGUUGACCAAACAGUUUGUAUUUUUGUUUGUGGCACAUAAAGUUGUUUCUUUUUUCACUAACAUGUUUUGUUUGUCCCAUUGUUUUUACUUUUGUAUUGUGAUUUUAUGUGGGGUGUUUGAAUUAUGUAGAGUGUAUUUUCAAAUAAAGUUGGCUGAUAUUGUUUUCAA
Molecule: messenger RNA, 1907 nt
Organism: Cynoglossus semilaevis (tongue sole)
Lineage: Eukaryota; Metazoa; Chordata; Actinopteri; Pleuronectiformes; Cynoglossidae
Product: FUN14 domain-containing protein 1
Exons: 4
Coding region: 552-1088 (178 amino acids)
Biological process (GO): autophagy of mitochondrion
Cellular component (GO): mitochondrial outer membrane
Source: RefSeq, a predicted model, not a curated record